Messenger RNA from Auxenochlorella protothecoides, 468 nucleotides. Its product is annotated as Inosine-5'-monophosphate dehydrogenase. NCBI's taxonomy places the organism in Eukaryota, Viridiplantae, Chlorophyta, Trebouxiophyceae, Chlorellales, Chlorellaceae. The transcript has 5 exons. Bases 1 to 468 code for a protein of 155 amino acids. The record is from RefSeq and is a predicted model, not a curated record.
AUGCUCCUCUCCAGGGCAUCGGCGGAUGUGGACGCGGACGGCAUCGUCAGCGGAGAGUGGGAGGCCUCUUGGUCACUCGCGAGCUACGACGAUGUUCAGGAGUACUUCAAUCGCAGGGUGCUGAAAGAGGGCCAGCACCCUACCACGCGCCUGGCGUCCGUCAUGUCGGCCUCUCGUCACUUUGAUGUUGUCAGCGGUCUGCCGGUGCUCAGGCCCGAGGAUGACGCUCUGAUCGGCGUGAUCACCGUCAAGGACGUUAACACCAAGACUGGGAGCCUGGUGAAGGACAUCAUGACCUCGCCGCCCAUAGCGCUCCACGUCACAAACAAGGUGGAGCACGCUGCCGCCACCAUGCUCAAGUACAAGAUCCACCGCAUCCCCAUCGUGGAUGACAGCAAGCGGGUGGUGGGCAUGGUCACCCGCACCGACCUGUUCAAUGCGCUGGCGGGCCGCGAUGCGCAGCUGUGA